CACUGGAAAUUGUACCCAUUCCGUUCCAUUUCCAAUAGCAGAGCCAACGCUUCACAGUCGCCAUGCUCCAAUCCCUCAAUAUCAGCCCUUUGGGAAGCCUGAAUCGCGUUCUACAGAGUUGACCGACUCCAGACCUGAUUGUUUAUGCAUUGGAUUUCGGUCAUGUUUCUGCGGAUGAACAUAACGAACCGUUUUGCACGAAAAUGAUCUCAAGAACGACCAAGCGAAACACACAGGCUGGCUUGGAAGACAUGCGAUAACUGGUCAUAACGUGCUCGUUGCCUCAUUCGUCGUUUUAUGGUGUUCAGCUACUACAACGGUUGACGUAGAUAUUCAAUGAUGAGGACUGGAGCAUUUAGCUUUCAAACGACCCCAGGAAGACCGUCCAAGGUUGCCGCGUUAAUUCCGCUCAGGAACUUUUCUCAAGCGCUGAGAGCCAUCGUUAGGUCAUAUCAUUUGAACUUCGUAUCUACAUCUUCAUUAUUACAUCGAUCGGAAGAAACUACGCCCCGUGCCUUACUGGUCCUAAUGAGGAGUCACGCCGCAGCAGACCUGGAAGGCCGCACUGAACAAAUGGGUGGAUGGUGUGCCUGUAUACUACUAGUGGAGACAAGGCAUCUUCAAUCCGUCUGGCAUACGUAUCGCUAUACGCAGAUACUAGGCCAAGACCGUUUGAUCGUCGAAGCGAGGGCAGUGUCUGUCCCCCCCGGAGAUAUGUACAAGUGCCGCACGGUCAAACAUUCCUAUCACGGAUACAGACACCGCAACGACGUUCAGCGUGGUUGCAAUUCUGUCGUUGACUAUAUGAAGAGGGAUACAGCAACGUCGACCGAUGAGAAAAUCUUCACAUCGGCUGAAUAUUCCAUCGACCAAUGCUUAUGCAAGAUGGUCCAUCGCUUCCCACCGGAACUGUGACGACUCGGAGGACGACAGAAGCCAAUGUUGCGCAGGAAGGGACCGUUUGACCGCAAAUCCUGCAGUAGGC
Molecule: messenger RNA, 985 nt
Organism: Marasmius oreades (fairy-ring Marasmius)
Lineage: Eukaryota; Fungi; Basidiomycota; Agaricomycetes; Agaricales; Marasmiaceae
Exons: 4
Coding region: 337-915 (192 amino acids)
Source: RefSeq, a predicted model, not a curated record